AUGCAUGGUGAUUUUUUUCCGUCUUUGAGGACAUUUUCUCUUAACUGCCUGCGAAAUCUCGGAAUUCCUUUUGUGGUGGCUGAGUAUGACUGGCUGCCAAGUUGUUUGGCCAUUGCUUUACUUCUAGAUUGUCCAAUUGCCGCGUUUUCUUCCGAUUGGUUCGUAUGUUCAAAGCCUAUCAGCAUUCCUGAUGUAUUUCCAUCUUUAACCUUGAAUGAUCUUAAGAUUGUCAACUUGCAAGAUAAAUUUUACACAGUUGAAAGAGAGAAUGGUAGAGACCGAGUGAUGUUAAAUGUGUUUCGACCGGAGAAUUCACCAUUGAAAUCAGUUCCCGUUGGAUCUCGAAUUCUCAUAGCUCUUCUUAUGAACCAGCAUAUUGUCCCCAAACUUCCAAGUGCUGUUAAAGUAGAACAACGUGAUAAUGAGUCAUUCACGGCUGCUAAAUUACGAGCGGUUAUUGAUUACGUUUCGAGGACUAUCCCCAUUUAUGUUCUCAAGGAUGUUAUUGAGUUAUAUGUUGAUUCUGGACGUGCUGACCACACAUCUAAAAUGAUUUUGUCUUAUCUUGAGCGCUUUUGCCCUGAUUUUUCCAUGGGCUCACAACUCCUGAGUAUUCUAGGUUUGAAUCAGGGACUUCCAGCGAUCGAACCUCCAUCCUCGAAGAAUAGACGGUUUCAGAAGAGGGAGGACCUUUCGCCAUCUGACUUCUUUAAGUUGUCAACGAAGUUAUUGAAAGGGAUUGGUCAUGAGGACAUGCCCCUUGACUUCUUUUACCUUUGGCCUGUAGGUCUAAUUCACCUAUACCGUUCGGGCUAUUUGGAUAAAUUUUACGUAGCUGCCUUGUAUAAUGAUCUUGGUGUAACGUUCGAAGCGGGAAAUGAAUAUCUAGUCGAAUUACCGCAUUGCUUUGGACCAUCCCGAGUUCUUCGUGGCAUAAUCUAUUCUCUUCUGGUUGGAGUUGACGAAGCUAACGGAGCUCGAUUUAAGCUUGUUGGGCUGAAGCCUGGUGUAAAGGAGCUCUGUUAUGAGGGUCUAUUUCGCUACAAGACGUACAAAGUGCACGUGCAACCGGCGUAUCUACCGGCUAACUGUUUGUCCGAGGAUUUCAUUCAUACAGUUAUUGGCUUCACCAGUUCCUCAGAUAUUCCCGAGUGGUGUGAACCACUUGUAGUCUCCUGUCUUCUUUGGCACCAGCAGAAACCUCAGCACAAAAGCUGUCAAAUUAGGGAGUGUCCAUUGAUUAUAUCAACGCUUCUUUUGGCUUUAAUAACUCACCAAACUCCUGAGGCAGAUUUACCUGCUCUUGCAGAUCACCUGGAUAACAUGAAGGCAGCAGUUAUGACCGAGUUGACUCAAAGUGAUGCUUUGCCUUCACCCGCAUUAGAGAAAGAGCUUCUACAUGGAGCUCUGGAGUUGGCUAAUCUUUAUACCAGUUAUAUCAGCCUUUAUAAUCUUCUCACAGUUCUUCGGAGCCCUAAUUUGAAACCGGAGUUCCAAUCCCCUGCCUAUAACCGUUUUCCUCAUAUUUCUAUUGCUUUUCCCUCCCUUGAACUCCUUGUCGGCAUUGCUAGUCAUCUGAGAAGUCAAGAGUUUCCCUAUAAUGUUGCUCUACGAAAGUGGCUGGUGAGGGCUUUCAGACCAGUUGUAAACGAUAUUUCUGCCGUGAAAGCGUUGCAACUGGCCGUAACUGCAUUCUCGUCCCUGAUGCAGCGAAUUUCCACCAUGAAGUUGGCAUUCCAAGAACCGGAGGUCGAUAUUUCUGAUCCCCCUAAUAUUCUCCGACCGAAAGAAGAGCGAGCAUCAAAGAGUGCUCCUAGUUCCAAAGAAAAGUCCACUAAAAUUAUAGUUGAAUCUCUUCCCAAUUCCCGCCAUCGUGACAAUUUAAAUAAACCUCGAAAUCUGGGUGGAGGUGGUAAAGGUCGUGGAGAAAGGCCAAAGAAGUCGGGGAGCUAUGCCGACAGGUUGGCUAAACGUUGUGAAAACAUGAAUCUGAAUGCUCCCUGA
This is a messenger RNA of Rodentolepis nana, 2004 nucleotides long. Lineage: Eukaryota; Metazoa; Platyhelminthes; Cestoda; Cyclophyllidea; Hymenolepididae. The record is from the annotation of a GenBank genome assembly.